Messenger RNA from Choloepus didactylus (southern two-toed sloth), 1806 nucleotides. RefSeq names its product fibrinogen silencer binding protein (gene FSBP). The transcript is spliced from 2 exons. The coding region runs from base 211 to 1110 and encodes 299 amino acids. Lineage: Eukaryota; Metazoa; Chordata; Mammalia; Pilosa; Megalonychidae. The record is from RefSeq and is a predicted model, not a curated record.
CUUUAUGUAGGUCAGGCUUGGCUUAAGCAGAUUUCCUGAACCUGCGUCAGCUUAAGCUGGAGGAAUUUUAAUAAACCCUCCCCUGUAGGCGUGGGCCUAAAUGAGGCUAGCCUAGUUAAGCCUGAUCUUUUUCUGUUUGUGAAAAGAGCUGAGCAGAGCUGGAAGCUGCAUGGUGGUUUCCGAAACUGCCUACUUAAUUUGAAAAGAACAAUGGUAGGAAAGGCUAGAUCUUCCAAUUUUACCUUAUCUGAAAAGCUUGAUUUGUUAAAGCUUGUGAAACCAUAUGUUAAAAUUCUUGAAGAACAUACCAAUAAACAUUCAGUAAUAGUGGAAAAAAAUAGAUGUUGGGAUAUCAUAGCAGUUAACUAUAAUGCAAUUGGAGUAGAACGCCCUCCUCGAACAGCGCAGGGCCUACGCACCCUUUACAAAAGGCUCAAAGAAUAUGCCAAACAGGAGAUAUUGCAGCAAAAAGAGACCCAGUCAGAUUUUAAAAGCAAUAUUUCUGAGCCAACCAAGAAAGUUAUGGAGAUGAUUCCCCAGAUUUCCAGUUUUUGCCUGAUAAGAGACAGGAACCACAUACAAAGUGCAAACUUGGAUGAGGAAGCACAGGCUGGUACCAGUUCACUGCAGGUAAUGUUGGAUCACCAUCCUGUUGCUAUUACAGUGGAGGUAAAGCAAGAAGAAGAUGUUAAACCACCUCCUCCACUGGUUUUAAAUUCUCAAGCUAGUGAUACUUUAGAGCAAAGAGAAGAACAUGAAUUAGUACGUGUUAUGGAAAGAUCUUUAUCACCAUCACUUUCCUCUGUUGAUAUGAGAAUGACAUCGUCUCCAUCUUCUAUUCCAAGAAGAGAUGAAUUUUUUCAUCAUGAGAAUGGAGAGCACUUUAGGUCUCUGUUAGGGUAUGAUCCUCAGGUUCUGCAACUGCUGAAAGAAGAGCAUCAGAUAAUUUUAGAAAACCAAAAAAAAUUUGGAUUGUAUGUUCAGGAGAAGAGGGAUGGAUUGAAAAGAAGGCAACAGCUAGAGGAAGAGCUGCUAAGAGCAAAAAUUGAAGUGGAGAAGCUGAAAGCAAUUCGCUUACGGCAUGAUCUGCCAGAAUAUAAUAGUCUCUAAAAAACUUUUUUUUCUCUUGCAAUUUGAUAAUUUUAAUUUUGGCCAAAAUAGUUUCUUUUGGGAAUACGCAUAUUCUUAAAAUGUUGUUACCCUCUACUAUGGCAAAGCUUUCUUGACAUGAUUUUCUACUUAUUAAAUUUUCCUUUGAGAUGUAUUUAAAUUUAUUGAUUGGUUGGCAAGGUUACAUUUUUCAUUGUCUUCCCUACAUUUUCUUUCUAAGAAGUUUAACUGUUGGCCUUAUAAAUGAUGUUUUAUUUUGAUCAAUAAAAUAUAACAUACAUUAUACAUAUAUGGUCAUAUUCUUUUCAAGUUCUGAGUCUUCAACAUUUUUAAUUAGAGCUUUGAAAGCUCAUUAAAGGCUUUUAAGUCAAUCUGAAUUAGAAGCUAUGCUAACCUAAUUCCAAGAAGCCAAUCUAGAUGAUACUGAUUUUUUUAAAUGUUUUUUUUAUUAGAGCAGUUAUAGGUUUACAGAAAAAUCAUGCAGAAAGUAUAGAGUUCCCAAAUCUUCCUCCAUUCACGCCCCCUGCCCCGUUUUCCAUAUUAUUAACAUUUUGCAUUAGUGUGUUUACCUUUGUUGUAAAUGAUGAAACAUAAUUAUAAUUAUAUUAAUUAUUGUCCAUAGUUUACAUUAGAGUUCACUCUUUCUGUUGUACAGUUCUAUUCUGGUAACAUAUAUAAUCUAAAAUUAAUUAUUUU